GGGCCCCUGGGGCCCGGACCGUUGGCGGCGGCGUGAGUGGCGCGCUCCGUCCAGGCCCCGGGAUUGGCGCCCGAGGCCUGCCUCUGUCCGCCUGUCCUUCAGGAAGUCCGCGCGACCAGCUGGCCCAGCCCACGGAGCUGCAGGUCAUCUGGAGCCUGGAGCUUGGCCUUCCAGACGGGCCUCGGGACAGUCCGGCAGCAGCCAGCGAGGCUCCUUUCUGGCCCCCAGCGCCUGUGUGUGGAACUGACCCCUCCCGCACACAGCCCUGCCUGGAGUCUGGAGAGGGCAGCCCCACGCUGAGGAAGGGGCUCAGGAGGUGCAGUGCGGCUGAACUCUGCAGGUCAUGAAGGUCAAAGUCAUCCCUGUGCUUGAGGACAACUACAUGUACCUGGUCAUCGAGGAGCGCACGCGGGAAGCUGUGGCCGUGGACGUGGCCGUGCCCAAAAGGCUGCUGGAGAUCGUGGGCCGGGAGGGGGUAUCACUGACCACUGUGCUGACAACCCAUCACCACUGGGACCACGCUCGCGGCAACGCAGAACUGGCGAGGCUGCUGCCUGGUCUGGUGGUGUUGGGUGCGGACGAGCGCAUCUGUGCGCUGACGCGCAGGCUGGCACAUGGCGAGGAGCUGCAGUUUGGGGCCAUCCACGUGCGCUGCCUCCUGACACCUGGCCACACCUUGGGCCACAUGAGCUACUUCCUGUGGGAAGAGGAGUGUCCGGACCCUCCCGCCGUGUUCUCGGGUACUGGCUGCCCUGUACCCACCUGCCCCACCUCCCCGUGCCCCAUUCCUCUCUCUGACCCACCCAACUCCCCAGGGGAUGCACUGUCCGUGGCCGGCUGCGGCUCACGCCUGGAGGGCACAGCUCAGCAGAUGUACCAGAGCUUGGUGGAGACCUUGGGCACCCUGCCCCCCGAGACAAAGGUAUUCUGCGGUCACGAGCACACGUUGGGCAACCUCGAGUUCGCACAGAAAGUGGAGCCUUACAAUGACCACGUGAAGGCUAAGCUGUCGUGGGCCAAGGCUGCGGGUGACGGAGCCAAGCUGCCUGGGGUUGCCAGACAAGGCGGUGACUGGGGCCUGUGCUCGUUCCAGCAGAGGGAUGAGGAUGAUGUGCCCACAGUGCCUGCAACUCUGGGCGAGGAACUCCUUUACAACCCCUUCCUGAGGGUGGCAGAGGAGUCUGUGCGCAAGUUCACGGGGAAGGUGGCCCCAGCCGACGUCCUGGAUGUGCUCUGCAGGGAGCGAGCGAGUUUCGAGAGGGCGGCUGAGCCGCUGCAGCCACAGGCCCGGGCUCUCCUCGCGCUGCAGUGGGGGCUCCUGAGCACACCCCGGCAGAAGUGAGCUCUACAUGGGCCAGGCCACACAGCCCUCCUCCCUCAACCCACAGGAGGGCCCAGCCAUCCUCAGUCCUGCCCGGCCCCGGAGGGUGGGCGCUCUGGCACUUAUGGGGCUGGACACCCUGCCCCACUCUGGGCCACAGUGAGACAGGGGUGUUUGCACACAGUACAGUGGAGUGCACAGGGCUCCUGAACUUCAAAUAAAGCUUUGAAAGGCCUUUUUCUUGAUGCA
Molecule: messenger RNA, 1570 nt
Organism: Capra hircus (goat)
Lineage: Eukaryota; Metazoa; Chordata; Mammalia; Artiodactyla; Bovidae
Gene: HAGHL
Product: hydroxyacylglutathione hydrolase-like
Exons: 8
Coding region: 344-1342 (332 amino acids)
Molecular function (GO): hydroxyacylglutathione hydrolase activity
Source: RefSeq, a predicted model, not a curated record